AAAAUCAUGAAGGCAUUGAUAAAGGUUUAUAGCCUGGCACUCUAAAUUGUUUUUCCCAAAUAUCAUUUAUAAUCAACAAAAUAGUUUACUAAUAGAAUGGAACUUUCCCUUUCUUUCUUUAAUCCUCCUUAAAAACCAUAAAGUUUUAAUCUUUUUCUCAUUUUCUGCUCUAUUAAGGUUUUGGUUAUGAAUCAAAGUCAAUCAAUGUCUGAAGUCUGUGAAUCUAUGACGAAUAUGGAUUGGAAGCCGAACAAGAGGCAUCUGGUGUUCAAAUGUCCAGACUUCCUUGUUUAGUACUUAAAAAAAAAUGGUGUGGUUUUGAAAUGAUUUUUGAACCAUGGUUGGGAUUUUUUAGUAUUAAGCAGAGUAAAAGAGUGUUUUGAUUGCUACCCAUUUGCUGGAAAUGCACAAUGGACGCAAAGAUCCAGUCUUGUGAUAGAGUUCCUUUUGCUUUGAUUUCACUUGAAGAGAGUUUUAGGUUGCCUUUUUAAACUGUUGGAGCAGUUUUAUUAGUUUAAAGAUGCAGCAAUCUUCUGGGUUGCAUAUGGUUUUGGAGUGUUUUGGAAUUGCUUGAUAAAGCUUGAUGGAGUCCUUAAGGAGGAAGAGAAAGGGCCUAGAAAUUUUGCCUUCAUCUGGCAAGUCCCUCCCUCCAUUAACAGUUAUUUUGUCGCACUUUUCAUUGGGAGAUUAUUCAAGGCAGAGGAAGAAGUACAAGGAAGGUGAGGAUAAAGAAGUUGUAGGUUCUGGUAGAAGUGUAGUUAAAGGUGUUUUCACUGUUCCACCCUGUAGGAGUGUCUCUGCAGAUCCAUCUUGUAGGGGUCUUAAGAGGAAAAUUGGCUGUAUUGAUGCAGCGACUCAAUUGGGCAGGAAGAAAAAAAUUGAGGAAGAGUAUGACUUGGGUGCAUAUAUUGGGCAAGGAAAGUUUGGGUCAGUGGUUCUGUGUAGAAGUAAAGUGACUGGAGAAGUGUUUGCGUGCAAAAUGCUGCGCAAGGGAGAGGAACUUGUGCAUCGGGAAGUGGAAAUUAUGCAGCACCUCUCAGGUCAUCCUGGUGUUGUGACAUUGAAGGCAGUGUAUGAGGAUUUAGAAUCUUUUUAUCUUGUGAUGGAGCUCUGUCCCGAGGGACGGUUGCUGGACAAGAUGGCUAAGGAAAGGCAGUAUCCAGAGCACAGAGCUGCUAAUAUUCUUAAGGAAAUUGUUUCAGUUAUCAAAUAUUGCCAUGACAUGGGCGUUGUUCAUCGGGACGUAAAGCCAGAAAAUAUCCUCCUUGCAACCUCUGGGAAGAUGAAGCUAGCUGACUUUGGUCUAGCUGUGAGGAUGUCAAAUGGUCAGAGCCUCAGAGGUGCAGUUGGAAGUCCUGCUUAUGUUGCUCCAGAAGUUUUAGCCGGUGAUUAUUCCGAAAAGGUUGAUAUCUGGAGUGCUGGUGUCCUGCUUCAUGCUCUGUUGGUUGGUGUGCUUCCAUUUCAAGGUGAUUCGUUGGAAGCUGUGUUUGAGGCCAUUAAGAAGGUCAACCUUGACUUCAAAAGUGAAUUAUGGGAAUCAGUAUCUCAACCUGCACGGGAUUUGAUUGCUCAUAUGUUGACGAGGGAUGUUUCAGCAAGACUAACUGCUGAUGAAAUACUUGGACAUCCAUGGAUCGUGUUCUAUACAGAACCAACACAAAAGGAACUUACCCCAAAAUCAAAGUUUCAAGACCAUGUAACACUGACUUCUCAACAACUAACUCUCGCAACUGAAUUGGAGUCGGAUCGAUCCAAGAUAACAGCCAGUGGCUUUCUCAGUGAUGACUGUAGCCCACUUUUAUCAUCUGAUGGUUCAAGGUCAAGGUUGGAAGAGCACGACUGUGGAUUGAUUGAUGCUCUCACAGCGGCAAUAUCACGAGUGAGGAUAUCUGAGCCAAAGAGAAGCAGGUUGUGUUGGCCUACAAGCCCUAUCCGGCAAGAGUGUUCCUCUAACAUUAAGAUUAACAACCUCUGUACAGCAUUUUGACCCUCCAGUGUAAAAAUGCUGACUCAGCUGCCAGGCAUUGCCAUAGUUGUAACUGGAAUUCGAAGACAACUGUGGCUGGAGAUUUCUUGCAACUUAGAGAAGGAACUAAAGACCGCAACAAUAAAACACCUUUCAGGUGAAAGGAAGUGGUAACUCAUUUUUUUCCUUUAUCUGUAAGAAAGUGGUAUUUUAUCGACGAGCUCCUGUUUUGACUCCUCUCCGUAUCUUGUCUGACCUGGAAUGCUAGGAAAAUGUGGCUUCUAAGCUUCCUGUGUAAAUAGCAUUUCUUACUACUUGUUAUGUUUAACUGAAGCUUCAGUUCAAUGUUAAUUUUUUCAACAAAUAAAGCCUAACAUGAAAGCUGUGUGCGAUUUCGAGUUGCAGAA
Molecule: messenger RNA, 2373 nt
Organism: Populus trichocarpa (black cottonwood)
Lineage: Eukaryota; Viridiplantae; Streptophyta; Magnoliopsida; Malpighiales; Salicaceae
Product: serine/threonine-protein kinase PEPKR2
Exons: 4
Coding region: 584-1987 (467 amino acids)
Biological process (GO): peptidyl-serine phosphorylation; intracellular signal transduction; protein autophosphorylation
Cellular component (GO): cytoplasm; nucleus
Molecular function (GO): calcium/calmodulin-dependent protein kinase activity; calcium-dependent protein serine/threonine kinase activity; ATP binding
Source: RefSeq, a predicted model, not a curated record